CCAUCGAAACCUAUAUAAAGGCGCAACAUGCUAAUGUAUCCCAUCGCUUGAUCUCCCAUCUUUCAUGAUUCUAAUAUUUGAUAAUCAAGGUCAUACCAUACAGCAAAGACCAAUCCUUUUAUACCCCCUAAAAAAUUUCCAUAAGACACCAUGGCUCAUAUCCUAGCCUUGGAGAAGGACGGACCAUAUGGUGGCCUUGGGGGCAGUGCCUAUGACCUGAGAGACCACGAACAUAAAAUAAAGCAUAUUGACGCCUGGGAGGCGGACUGGCAGGGUUACCCUGUCCUCGGUGCACUCAGAUUUCGUUUUGACAAUGGCCACGAAAGCGGGCGUAUUGGGGGCAGAGAUCCUCACACCAAUUAUCGCCCCACUUCUUUCGAAUUUCAGGAUGGUGAAAAAAUAAAUCACAUGACCGUCUUUGCGGGAGACAACGACGGCUUUUUCAACGGGUUCGAGUUCCACACAAACAAAAACCGCAACUGGCAUGUUGGGGGAAGAGAGGGCAAAGUAACGCAAGUGCCACACCUUGGUAACGGUGAAUGGGCUGGGGCUACAGGCAGAGAUGACCGCCAUGGUGCUGAUGCCGUUGUGGAUAGCAUGUGUCUCUACUUCAAGAAGUAAAGAGAUAUGUCAUAUUCUUGGAUUACUGAAUCAGAAUCAGAAUUAUAUCGCUGAGGAUCUAGUACAGAGUGUUGAAUAUAAUGUGUUUGAUAAGGUGAAUACAUGGCAUAAAUGCCAACAUUGUCACUCGGGUAUGGAGGUUAACAUCCAGAUUUUCUCCACUACGUAAGGACCUUGC
This is a messenger RNA of Aspergillus caelatus, 799 nucleotides long. RefSeq lists its product as uncharacterized. The transcript has a single exon. NCBI's taxonomy places the organism in Eukaryota, Fungi, Ascomycota, Eurotiomycetes, Eurotiales, Aspergillaceae. Bases 151 to 621 code for a protein of 156 amino acids. The record is from RefSeq and is a predicted model, not a curated record.